AUAGACAUACAGCUUAUUUCGUACACCAGUGAUAUGGUUUUACUUUCAUUUUCAAUUGUGCUGUUUGUUGUGAACUCGUGUUCUCCUGACCGUUGCGACAGGACUGUGGCACUGACUUGCCGGCUGAGUGCACAGGGCGAUCCUGCCACCACCUGCCACCUGCCGCAUUCCCAACGAGAAACGGGGGUGAGUCCCGUCCCAGGUCCCUGCCGCACGACAUGUCACAAUUUUCGUUGUGUCAAAAGGGAAACUCAUUUCGAAAACUGUUUGCCAACAGGCACCACCACACGUUCGAGUCACAGACCAGAAAAUACUACAGAACUCAGCGGAUCCUGCGGGAGGAUUGCGUGGCUAAGAAUAAUGAAGACCCGCCACACUGUGCCAAACAGCUCCGCGUCCGCCAUGACGUCCACAACGGCCUCCUACCGGGCCAAGCGGCGCAGCCGCAGCGAGGAUGACUGCCGGGCGCCCUGCGAGCGCGAAAGGAGACACGAGGCCCACGUCCGCGAGCGCCAGGAGCAGGUGAAACGCAAUAGAGCCGCUUCGGCGGCGGCUUUGAGAUCGCGCCUGCAGCAGCACCAGCAGCAACAGCAGCAGCAGCAGUCGGCGCGUAGCAGCCAACGCUGGCCGGAGGACACCCCCAGGGUCACGGAGAGCGGACGAGCGCCGGUGCCAGAGAAACCAACGAGCAAGAAGAAACCAGCGGCCGUGGCCACAGGGCGGCCGGCCACCAGAGGCAAGCUAAAGGCUAAGGGAAAGCCAGACAUGAAAAGAAAGCCAUCGCCGGCGGCAGUGAAAGGACGAGAAGAGUCCCCUAGAGCGCAGGAGACGGAGAGGGAUCAGCUGUGGAGCGAGGAGCUGUUGCAGGACGAUGGCAGGAUCAGCGAGGCGGAGAUGCGCAGGAUAAUUGAGGAGGAGGAGGAGCCGAUGGCCCCGAACCUCAGCACAUCGCUGGCUCGUCAGCCGCAGCCCCCAGCGGACUCCCAGCUGCUCUGCCCGCUGGCCGUGGCACUGCGCAGACUGGUGGCGGAGUUCCUGCGCGCGGAGAACUAUCAGUUGGCCCACUCUGUGUUCUGCAGCGAGACGCCGCAGCGGAGCCACGAGGCCGAUGCCGACUCGAAGGCGGCGGCGGCGGCGGCGGCGCACAGCGGCUUCCGCUUUAGCCAGGACGAUGUGCAGGACGUGCUCAGCGCUGUGCUCGGCGGAGGGGCAGAUGCCGCGAACACGCUCAAUGCCGCAGUGCAGCGCAGCUACUUCCAGGAGCAGGGACAUCCCAGCGCGGGUCAGAGCCUGCUCGGAGCAUUGCUGCGUGUCCUGACGACGGAUGCCAAGCAGCAGCAACGCAAAGAGAGGACGGCGAAGACGCCUCCAAAGGUGAAGACGCCCCCAAAGGAGGACAAGGAGAACAGCAUUCCAAGGGAGGAGCCCGCGGAGGAGCAUGAUGCCACGAGCCGAGCCGUGUUCGUGGGCCCCCGCCUCUGCGAAACCAUUCACGCCAUGGAGCAGCGGCUGGGCGAGCUGAUGCGGCACCUGAUCACGCUCUCGGCGUCGUGUGCCCCUCCCGUGGAGAUUGUCAGCGAGCAGGAUCUCGAGGACAUACUUCGGGUGGAGCUGGAGGAGCGGGAGCGCCUGCUCAAGGCCGGAGAGAGGCUGGCGCCGGGCGAGACGGCCAUCAUGAUUCCAGAGCCUCGCCAGCAGCCGACGGGCGCCCAGCAGCAGGAGGAGGAGGAGGAGGAGGAGAACUCGGUGGUCGACGCGAAUGUGGGGGAGAUCAAGGUGCCGGUGAUGCGCGUGGAGAUGCCCGAUCUGCCGCAACUCUUUCCGCAGCAAAUCGGAUUCAUGGCCACCAUCCGGCAGAGCCUGGGGCGCCUGCUGCGCAAGGAGAAGCAGCCACAGCCGAGCACCCUGUUUGGAUCGUUCGAGCAGAUGCAGAUGCUGGUGUCGGAGCUGUGCGUCAACGUUAGCCUGCUGGUGAACGUGGUCAACAUGUCCAUGGAGCAGGAGCAUGCGGUGGGCAGGCACGGCGGCUUCAAGGCCGGCUACCAUGAGGGCUUCGGCCAUGGCCACUACAUGGGCGUGCAGGAGGGCGCGCAACUGGCCCUGGAGGAGCAGCCCCAGGCGCAGCCCCCCGCCAGACCAGCCCAGGAUGUGGCUGUCCAGGCGAUGGCAAUACGAAGCAAAAGUGUAGCCAGUCAGACCAAGAAAAAGAAGGUGCAGCUGCAGUUGCCAGCGGAGCACCCAGUGGAGCACCCAGUGGAGGUUCCAAUAGAGCUCCCAGUGGAGCUCCCAGUGGAGCUGGAAACCCACAGGCUGCAGAGCGAGAUGGCAACCCAAACGAUGCUGCUGGACCAAGUGGCUGUGGCCAGCCAAACGACGCAAAGGGAAACCCCAGCCCAAGCGGCUGUGGCAACCCAAACGAUGAAGGAGGGGAGGGAUGAGGAGGAGCAGCAGCAGCCUCUGGCCAAGGAGCAAGUGGCAAAGGGUACCCAGACGCCGAAGGCGCCUACAGGCACAAAGAGCUAUGAGAACUGGAUAGACGAGAUGCUGCACAGUGGCAGUGGAAAGAUCUUCCUGGAGCGCGUCGAGCUGUCGCUGAAGAAGGCCUACGAGCUGCAGAAGCGGCGACUGGAGGAUCUCUACCAGGUGAAGCUGCGCCAUCAGUCCGAGAUAAUGCAGCUCAGCCAUCGACAGAGCUCCUGGCGGACACUCUGCCGCCACGUGCAAAAGGAGUCGCAUUCGUCUGUCGAGGCGCGGGAGCUGGUGCACAAGAUCUUCAAUCUGCUGGAGCACUACGAGGAUCAUCAGCAGAUGCUGUCCGAAAAGAUCCAGGAAACGGAGCUGGCCGCCGAGAAGGCGGUUCGCUUUAUGCCCGUGUUCAAUGGUGGCCAGGAAUCAGAGGCGCCCAUCUGCACCUCGGCCGCGUCCACCUGCAGGACGACGACGGCUUCGAGUCACUCAUCCGCCACAGCAGCGGUGUCUCCGGCCGCUGCCUGCCGAGUGGAGUGCACAUCAAUGGGAGAAUCGCCGCGCUGUGGCUACCACCAGCAGAUGGUGCCAGCACCAGCACCAGCACCGCCGGAAAUUGUGGUGGUGCCACCCUCGCACAGGCCCGCCAUGCACACGGUGGCCACCAAUACGACAGCAUCGCCACAGGCCACGUCCGCAUCUUCGCAUCAAGCCAUUUCCUCGUCUUAUCCAGCUUCGCCCUGUCCAGCAACGUCCUCCUAUCGAACUUCGUGCUAUCGAGCCAGCUCCCAUCGCGCCUCGUCUCAGGCAGCUGCCUCUUACCGAGCGUCGUCUCAGGCGGCACCAGCUACGAGCUUCGAGGAGGCCCUGGCCAGUGCCAAGAACCGCAUGCAGCAGCUGGAGGAGGAGAGCGAGCUGCUCGAGCAGAAUUUCCUCGACUAUCUGGAGCGAGCACGUCAGAGGGUGCCCGAGGAGCAAGAGGAGCAACAGCAGCAGAAGCAGCAGAAGCAGCAGCAGCCCAGUGUAUCCAAUAAGCCAAAGAAAAGGUUCCCGCGAAGGAUGGGCCUCGAGGAUGCGGCGACAGUGUCCGAAAUGGAGGAGCUCAAACAGCAAAGAGUGCGAAAGCUGGCGCAGAGCGAGGAGGAGCCUGAGCCCGAGCCCGAGCCGGAGCCGGAGCCAGAGCCAGACAACUAUCACUUCACCAAUACGUUAGCUGUGGCCCGAAGGAAGCUGCUGGGCGAACACUUCGAGCCGGCGACGUCGGCGACGGGCAGGAGCCCGCUGAGAGUCAGCCGGGAGGUGGCGCAGGUGGAGGAGCAAACGCAGCAAAUUCUCUACCGUGUGCGGUCGGAGUUCUCGCAGACCACCCACCUGCUGCCGGAGAUCACGUCCCCCAUGAACAGCAGCAGCAACGAGGAGCUGAGUGUGCUGAUGCGGCGGGCCAAGCACGCGAUGCGAUUGAAUGAGCAGCCGCCUGCACGUCCGGAUAUCCAUCUGCUGGACUACAGCACCAGCAGCACCCUCACCAGCUGCAGCAGCAGGAGCAGCCGGCACGGCGCCAGCGAGUUAUUCCCGUCCAAGGCUGCCAUUCCAGGCUUGGAGGCAAUGCAGCUGGAAGCAGCGGAGUCGCCGAGCACACGGCUACAGCGGUCCAUGGCCAAGAUGCAGCAGCUAUUCGCAGGCGCAGGGAUAAAGCCAGCGGAGCAAAGGUUGCCCCUGCCCCUGCCACUGCCACUGCCCAGAUCCACAAUACGGCCCGUCAGUGCACCCACUGCCGGAGGGACAGCAGAACGAGCAGGACGAGCUGGAGGCGGCAGAAAUCGCCCACACACGGCACCCACAAUGCAGCAGCAGCAGCCACAGCAGCAGUUCCCCUCAUCCGAGGAUGUUCUGCUCUUGAGCUCCUCCCAUGCCAGCAGCUCGGCUGACAGCAGCUAUCGCCAGUAUCGCACCGCAGAUGUCUACGAGGGACUGGUGCUGGACAAUCUGUUCGAUGGCACGACAACGAAUCGGCUGCCGUCCAGUCCGGAGAUUCUGCACAGCCGCGAGUUCUGGAAGCGACUGAACCUGUAAGCGUAGAAACCCCCCGGGAGGUUCCAUUCCC
Molecule: messenger RNA, 4570 nt
Organism: Drosophila obscura
Lineage: Eukaryota; Metazoa; Arthropoda; Insecta; Diptera; Drosophilidae
Exons: 3
Coding region: 34-4539 (1501 amino acids)
Molecular function (GO): protein binding
Source: RefSeq, a predicted model, not a curated record